GGGUGACAUUGACCAAAGUGGACAUAAAAAAAGCAUUGAUCAAAAAGGGUUUUUGUUUAGAGUAAUAAGAAGUUAAGAACAACUAUUAGGUAUUGAUGUUUGUAUCUUGAUUGCACCACAAAAUCAAAAAGGAAUAAAAAACAAUCAGGAAGAUGGGUCAAACUGAAAGCACCGAAGCACAAACCACGACGACGACUAUGACAAUGGAUUCGAAUUCUGAUUCCUCUAAUCCCACUUCCCUGGAAUCCAUCAUCGCAGAAGCUGCAGCAUAUGGAAACCAAAACACUGAGUCUGUUGAAGAAAUGGCUCAGAAAGCUCUUGAAUGCCCUUGUAUUGCUGACCUUCGAAGUGGUGCUUGUGGGUUUCAAUUUUCAGAGGCAUUCCUCUGUUUUCUCAAGAGUACUUCUGAAGAAAAGGGCUCGGACUGUGUAAAUCCAUUUGUUGCUCUGCAGAGCUGCAUCAAGGCCAAUCCAAAUGCGUUCUCUAAGGACAUUCUUGGCGAAGAUGAAAGCAAGGAGUCGGAGCCAGUCCAAGAAUACAAAAUAAUUCCUCCUGAUUGGUCUAAGGAAUCUCAAAGUUCAAAGUCCAGGCUGUAAAGAAAAAGUUGAGAUCUACUAAAAUAACAGUAUGUCAAAUUCAUUUUAGAUUUGUAGUAGCUUUUGCUGAUUGAAAAAGUUACAGGUUGGAUAAGGGCCUGAAGCUCUGAACUAUUUUUUGUAUUCACUAUUAAUUAAAGCGUUCCACCUUAUUUUCACAUUUUUCACAGAUUCAUAUAGGAAAUGGUGAAAGCCUAAAAAAUAGGUGCAAACAAGGUGGCAAUUCUAUAAUUAAUAGUAAAAAUAGAAAAGAUUUUCUUAAAUCAAACAUGUAAAAGCCUUGAGGUGCACUUUUUUUUUUUUUUUUAAGAAAAUAAAUUAAAUUCCUUAUCUGCUUGUUCUGGGAUUGCAUUAAAUGUGUAACCCUUUCUUACCUCCAUAAUCGGUUAUCUAGUAGAUGAAUAUUGACAUUGAUUGAAUA
Molecule: messenger RNA, 1017 nt
Organism: Cicer arietinum (chickpea)
Lineage: Eukaryota; Viridiplantae; Streptophyta; Magnoliopsida; Fabales; Fabaceae
Product: mitochondrial intermembrane space import and assembly protein 40 homolog
Biological process (GO): protein import into mitochondrial intermembrane space
Cellular component (GO): mitochondrial intermembrane space
Molecular function (GO): protein-disulfide reductase activity
Source: RefSeq, a predicted model, not a curated record